This is a messenger RNA of Conger conger (European conger), 1621 nucleotides long. Its product is annotated as P2Y purinoceptor 8-like. Gene Ontology annotation, cellular component: membrane. The transcript is spliced from 2 exons. Gene Ontology annotation, biological process: positive regulation of Rho protein signal transduction; phospholipase C-activating G protein-coupled receptor signaling pathway. Gene Ontology annotation, molecular function: G protein-coupled receptor activity. The record is from RefSeq and is a predicted model, not a curated record. Lineage: Eukaryota; Metazoa; Chordata; Actinopteri; Anguilliformes; Congridae. Bases 271 to 1281 code for a protein of 336 amino acids.
CAUGGGUGUGCCAAAAAAACCCCCCAUAAGCGUUUCAUUUCCCCAACGCUAAUGCACAGAACAGCCUGCUCUGACCCUCCCAUUUCUCAGUCUCCAGCAUUAGAGCAGAGCUUCCGGAACCCUCAGCAGAUGCUCUUCAGUGGCCACAGACAGGAUGUUGAGACGGCUGCGCUUCUCAACACGUGUUUGAGUUGUAUCUUCGGAAACAUUACUUACUGACCGUCACAACAAAAACCAAGGCGAGCGGCAGCUGAACAGGCCUGUGGGAAGAUGAACGUCUCCGUCUUGGUGUCGGACAGCGUCCUGCAGAUGCUGGACAGCCCUGUGCUGACGCUGGGCCUCCCGCUGGUGUACCUGCUGGUGUUCGUCUUCAGCACGCCCUGCAACCUCGUGGCGCUCUGGCUGUUCUGCUGCCACACCAAGCACAAAAACGCCACCGCCGUCUUCGCCAUCAACCUGUCGCUCACCGACCUGCUCUACAGCGCCUCCCUCCCCUUCCAGGUCGCCUACCACCUCCGCGGCAACGACUGGCCCUUCGGCCGGGCCAUGUGCAGCGCGGUGACCACGGCGUUCUACGCCAACACGCACUGCUCCAUCCUGACCACCUGCGCCAUCAGCCUGGAGCGCUACUGCGGCAUCGUGCACCCCCUGCGCACCAAGCACUGGCGCACGGGCGGGAGGGCCGCCGUCGCGUGCCUGCUCAUCUGGGCCGUGGUGCUGGCCGUGCACCUCCCCCUGCUCCACAACAACCUGGUGCUGCACGUGCAGCAGCUCAACGUCUCCACCUGCUUCGACGUCCUGCCCAAGGCGCUCUUCCCCCGCGAGUCCCUGGGAUACCUGUACUUCGGCACGGUCCUCCUGCUGUUCACGAUCGCCCCCCUCUUCGUGCUGAUCGGCUGCUACGCCGCCAUCAUCCGGAAGCUGUACGGGUCGCGGGACACGGACACGCCUCAGCAGGCCAAGAGGCAGACCAUCCGCCUCCUCCUGGUGGUGGUGCUUUGCUUCGUCAUCUGCUACCUGCCCCACAUCACGAUGCUGAUGCUCCACAUGGCCUACACGGCCCAGGGCAAGAGCCUGUACGUCUACUACAAGCUCUCCCUGGGCGUCAACAGCCUCAACUGCUGCUUCGACCCGUUCAUUUACUACUUCGCAUCGAGGGAGUUUCGGCAGAAACUUUCCGCAAAGAUUUCGUGCGCUGCGGGCGACCAGGAAAACACCUCAGACGAGGGGAAUGCCUCCAAGGGAGGUUUGAGCCAAAACGCCUCCCUGCUGAAAGAAUAAAGUAGUCCCUUUCACUCAGAGUUCUAUCACCACAGAGACACUGCAGUUUGGCAGAAAUGGGAGCAAGCACAGAGACCUGGGGGAACUUCCCACUGCUGACGAGUUCAAAGAAAUCAGCCAAACAGCCAAAACCAGCAUCACACGCACCACAGCAAUGUUCUCCGUUUUAAAUAAACUCUGAUUAAGUAUGUUUUACCCUGAUGGAGUAUAUUUCAUUGUUAUUGGACUCCGCACUGUAGUUUUUCCUGCUUGUGUCAAACUUGACAGCUUCUCGGUAUCAGUCUUUCACACUUAGAGUAUAUUUUAAGCUCAAUACUCAAAACCGUUUUGCUGUGCGGUG